UCUCUAUUUCAUAGAGAGGUUUGACUCCGUUCCAUGCAUGUGAGCAGCAAAAAUAUUCGUUUGUUUGUUGCGACAUCAAUCUGAAGAUAGAAGCUGGUAUUGGCUACAUUAAUAUGGCUGCAAUGACAGAUACACAAAGAAGCAAAGUACGCUGCAAAUAUUUUUUGCAUGGAGUUUGCAACAAGGACAGCUGCCCAUUUUCACAUGAUAUUAAAGAUAAGCCUUCUAUGGUUUGCUCCUUUUAUCUCAAAGGUGAUUGCUCAUAUGGAAAGCAAUGUAGAUAUGACCAUGUAAAGCCAGACUAUAUUAAAAAGCCUGAAAAAGUUUUGUACAAGGUGCCAGAUGUGUUAAAAGAAAAAAAAGCAGGAAAGGAGGUGAAACCUUCUGACUGGUGGAUAGUGAAUGCUCCUGUGUUUGAACCAGGUAAAAAACACCACAGAACUCUGAGUGCCCAAGACAGUCUGCAAGACGAGGAAACAACACCAGAAAAAACAGACACCACUCAAGAUGACCACAGUGAUGCUGCAUUCCAGGAUGCGUCAAGUUUUGAGCUGACACCAGAAGAGAUAUCACAUCUGAUGUGCCCUUUUGCUGCUGUAAGAGAAUGCCCAUAUGGUGACAGCUGCCAUUAUGUUCAUGGACUUCGAUGUGACAUUUGUGACAGGCAGUGCUUAAACCCAUUAGAUCCAGAGCAACAAAUAGAACAUAGGAGGAACUGUUUAGACAACCAAGAACGUGAUAUGGAAUAUUCAUUUGCUAUUCAAAGGAGUGAAAAUGUUAGCUGUUGCAUUUGUAUGGACGUUGUUCUUGAGCGAGAAAGUUUUGGAGAACAAAGAUUUGGGAUUCUUGAAAACUGUAAUCACACCUUUUGUUUGCAAUGCAUUCGAAAAUGGCGGCAGUCAUCAGGAGGCAAAAAAGAAGUCAAAGCAUGCCCUAUCUGCAGAGUUAAUUCUGGAUUUGUAAUUCCGAGUGAGAUUUGGAUUGAUGACCCUAUAGAGAAGCAAAGCUUAAUAGAAGAUUAUACAAAAGCAUUAAGUGCGAAAGAUUGCAAGUAUUUUGACAAAGGCCUUGGUGAUUGUCCGUUUGGAACUAGCUGUUUCUAUCGCCAUGCAUAUGGUGAUGGAAGACUAGAAGAAAAAGAGAAGCCAAAGAUGCGAUUUUGUGAAGAUUCUGAUGGAAAUGCCAAAGUAGUUAGGUCCCAAAGGCUUUGGGAUUUUAUUGCUGAAAGAGAAAUGCAGGGAGUUUCUACUGACUGAGUUGCAAUACCCAGUAUGGCAUGUCAACCAAAGAUAAAAAUUUGAUUAUGAGGUGAAUUAACCUGUAUUAACUAUAUCUAAUUUGUUGAAUUAGGCUUUCUAAUUUUUCUGGGUAGAAUGUUAUUCGUUUGUGGUGCAGUUUUAAUUGCUAGUUCUUCGAUUUAGUGUUUUGAAGGCUUGAGAUAGGUAGUUGUUGUCUUCAUAUACCGUAUUUAUUUCAGCACAUAAUCUUGUAAAACAUAUAACACAGUAGCAGUGAUGCAAGCUGUUUUAUCAGUCAAAACAAAUAGUGUAUCUUUAUUUAUAUUCUUCAUUUGAACAGAUUGAAUCAAGAUCAGGUAUUCAAUGUUAAUUUCUUCAGCAUGCCUUGAAGGUCUUUGUUUAGAAUGUUGGCUCUAUUAUCUCCAGUUGCCAAUCGCUUCUUACUGAAAGGUGGCCCCUUUAUAUAUAAUGCCACUUCUUGUUACAGAAGUCUGUCUCAAAGCUGAUAUUACCUCUCACUUCCAACCCAUCCAUCCCCUACCCAGUUACACAAUAUUUAGAUUUUUGCUUUAAGUGCAGUGAAAUAAAAUUUCCAACACCUAUUCUCAAACACAGCCAAGAACAUUUUUGAAACACAAUUUUUGCCAUAUUAAAUUUCUCAUUCCAGAUAUUACUGUAUGGAUGUGGUUAAUAGUAUAAAACUCUCCAUAAAUAUCCAGAAAGAUAUUUCCUGAUGCUAUUUUGAUGGGACUGGUCAGAGCAUGAAUGUUUUUUAAAAUUCUAGUUAAAUAGAGAGAGGCUUAAUAGAGAGAGGGGGCUUAAUAGAGCUUUUACGGUAUACCUCCUUUCAAUUAGGUUACCAAGUAAUCCAAGUAGAACCCAUUUUGAGACUCAGAACACAGGCAAAAAAUUGUUAAUUAGGAUUAUCAAUAUUUGUAGAUAUUUGUGCGAUUCGUUUUUGUCCAAGCAAAGGAUAUAUUUACCUAGUUUGGGGUAUCUAUUUUUGUAUAUCUUUAUACUUUUUUACCCCCUCAAAGAGUCUCAUAAUUAUUGACUAGGUUUGAAGUGAAGAAAGAAUGUCAAAAUUUCUUGUGGGUUUCUGAAGAAAUUAUUAGCCAUUAUUGUGGUCUGAAGGCUCCAAUAAUUAGGGCAUUUCAAUGUUUUAAUCAACUUUUUCAGAAAUUGUAGUUUUUCUACCAAGAAUUUUUUCAGAAAAUUAUUUCAGUUCAAUGUUCUUGAAAGGUAGAUUUUUUCAUUGAACGUUUAAGAUUUUCCUGCUAGAAGAAAUGCUAGAAACAGACAUUUGCAUAUGCUGUAUUCCUCUUAAAUUUAUUUUUAGGCAUACUAGCUAAACAAAUUUAAAGGGUCCUUUGUACAGUAUCUUAGUUAAUCAAGAUGCAAUGCAAUGUAUUUCUAGCAGAUUGCCAUCUUAAUUUGUUUGUGCAGUUAAGGAGGACACUCGAUCUCUUUGAACAUUGUGAUUUGCAUAAAUGUUGCAGGUUUGAGAUUUUAAUGGGUAAUUUUGUGAAGAAGCUCCAGUUUUCUAUAUGCAAGUAAUAGAUCCCUGUCUAAUUUCCUAAUUAUAUGUAAGUAAUAGAUAUCCGAAUAGUAAUAAGGUAAAUCUAGAUCAGUCUAGAUCAGAGGUUUAGUCUAGAUCAAUAAGGUGAAUUUAAAGAGAAGGAACUCUUAUUAACACACUGGGAAGG
Rhopilema esculentum is the source of this 2944-nucleotide messenger RNA. RefSeq names its product putative E3 ubiquitin-protein ligase makorin-1. NCBI's taxonomy places the organism in Eukaryota, Metazoa, Cnidaria, Scyphozoa, Rhizostomeae, Rhizostomatidae. The record is from RefSeq and is a predicted model, not a curated record. Gene Ontology annotation, biological process: protein polyubiquitination. Gene Ontology annotation, molecular function: metal ion binding; ubiquitin protein ligase activity.